AGGUAGCUCGCCAGCAAUCGCGUGCCGCCUUUCCACUCACGUACACCACCACCGCCACCUCUCAGCUCGGUUCGGUUCAUUCGUUGCCGCGUCAAAUCGGGGCAAGAAGCCAGUCCUGUUGCUUCGCGUGCUCAGUUGCUUGCACCACGUACCUGAAGGAAGGAGGCAGCGAUCGAUUGGUCGGCCGGUCGGUGGUUGUCGUCGGCGCCCGGCAUGUCGUCCUCGUCGUCGUCGUCCUCCGCCGCCUCCGCCGCCGCCGUGUUCCCGCCGUCCCCGCCGCCGCUGCUGGUGGAGAACCUCCCGCCGCUGCACCAGCUCACGCCGGUGGCCGCGGCGCCGCCGGCCUCGGAGCAGCUCUGCUACGUGCACUGCCACUUCUGCGAUACCGUCCUCGUCGUGAGCGUGCCGACGAGCAGCCUGUUCAAGACGGUGACGGUGCGGUGCGGCCACUGCAGCAGCCUGCUCACCGUCAACAUGAGGGGCCUCCUCUUCCCGGGCACGCCGACGACGAACGCCUCCGCCGCUGCCGCACCAGCUGACGUCACGAGCACCACCACCACCAUCACCACGCCGCCGCAGCCGCCGCCGCCCGCCUCCUCGGUCAACAACGGCCAGUUCCACUUUCCCCACUCUGUCAACCUCGCGCCCAACCCUCCCCACCAAUCCCUCCUGGACGAGAUAUCGAGCGCGAACCCGAGCCUGCAGCUGCUGGAGCAGCACGGCCUCGGCGGCCUGAUCCCCGGCGGCAGGAACGCGGCCGCGCCGCCCCAGCCGCAGCCGGCCGCGGCGGGGAAUAAAGGGGCCAAGGAGCCGUCGCCGCGCGCUAACCCCGUCGUUAACAGACCUCCGGAGAAGAGGCAGCGCGUGCCGUCGGCGUACAACCGCUUCAUCAAGGACGAAAUCCAACGCAUCAAGGCUGGCAAUCCCGACAUCUCGCACAGGGAGGCCUUCAGCGCGGCGGCCAAGAACUGGGCGCACUUUCCGCACAUCCACUUUGGACUCAUGCCGGAUCACCAGGGGCUCAAGAAGACCAGCCUGCUACCUCAGGAUCAUCACCAGAGAAAGGACGCGCUUCUAAAGGAUGGGCUCUACGCGGCGGCAGCCGCCGCCGCCGCGGCAGCGGCCAACAUGGGGGUUGCUCCAUACUAGUUACCCAAGCUUAGCUGCUAGCAAGUGCUGCUGUUUACCUAGCUGAGACUCGAUCUCCACUCUCCUUUUAACUUCUGGCUCCUAUGAACAACCAAGCUAUAUAUCUAUCUAGGGCUUACUCGAUCGA
Molecule: messenger RNA, 1276 nt
Organism: Panicum hallii
Lineage: Eukaryota; Viridiplantae; Streptophyta; Magnoliopsida; Poales; Poaceae
Product: protein YABBY 3-like
Exons: 7
Coding region: 214-1149 (311 amino acids)
Biological process (GO): abaxial cell fate specification; cell fate commitment; polarity specification of adaxial/abaxial axis
Cellular component (GO): nucleus
Source: RefSeq, a predicted model, not a curated record